Messenger RNA from Pocillopora meandrina, 10033 nucleotides. Lineage: Eukaryota; Metazoa; Cnidaria; Anthozoa; Scleractinia; Pocilloporidae. The record is from the annotation of a GenBank genome assembly.
GCCUAGUCCCUCAGUCGAUGGCGAGGGACUGGAGCGAUUAGUUGAGAUUUUGUUAUUGAGCAACUACACACUUUCCUGCGCAAGUUAGCUCUGGAAAUUCUAAAAGGAUUUAGACAAGAACAAACUUGAUCCGAAUACUGCGUAAAAAAGGUAUGAUUCAGUACGUGCCAUAUACUUAAUGGUGUCAUUGAGAGCCGAAAUGUUAUUAGCAUAUAUGGGGCAUCUCAUGUUAUGUCACAUUCAUUCUCCGCUGAAAUUUCAAGAAAUUGUAUUCGUGUCAUAAGCAGAGGUUUCAAUUGAAAUGGAAGUAAAUUUAGCAUGUAAGAGGGCAAUUUCGGAAGGAGUUAUCUGUCUGAAAGCGGUUUUUGUACCUACUCAAUCACACUUCUGUGCGAAUUGUUCAAGCUGCUAGUAUCAUUCGAUAACUCAACACAAACUUCAUGGGUCAGCUUUAUUACGCAAGAUUCUUUUUCAAAUGUGUGACCCUAUGAACGCUUUGAUAGAAUAUGGAGAAUUCUGUGAAGAGAUCUGAAAGGAAGAAUCAAUGAAACACAAACUGUUGGGCAGAAUUUGCACAAACCCUCAAGUUAUUCAAACAGCAAUAAUAGUACAUCCUGGUACAUCAUGGUCCUAGAGGUAAUAGGGAAAACCCAGCCAAGGGAACAUGAAAGGUUGUUUGCCUGUCAGAAAAACACAUUUGUUUGUAAGAAAUGAUAUGUUAUGGUAAUUAAACUGAGCAGAGUGCAAUUUGUGAUUUCAAAGUCGAACAAGCGCUCAGUGCAAGUUUGAUUUAAAACCACAAGUAUGGUUCAGACUAAACUUGUGCAACACAAAGUCUAAUUACCACUUUAUUACAUCUAUUUUGAAAUUGCAAAAUUGAGUCAUUCAAAUACAGGUUUUUGUAAUCUGUACAAAUAUUCAAAUGAUCAAGUAUUUAGCUGGUUUGUAAAAAGUUGCAAAAGUGUAAUUUGAUUGGUCGCUUAAAACAAGCCUUGAAAUCUGAUUGGCUGUUGUUUUUUUAGUAAAGCUCUCUCAUUGGCUGGGAAAAAUAUUCGAUGGAGAGUAUGAAAUGUUUUGAUUUGUGAUCAAAUUGCACAAAUGAGAGCCAAAUCAGAUUGCAGGAUCAACAGUGCUUUCAAAAUGGAUAUAAUAAAUUACUUAGAGGUAAUUCCAAAAUGCAUUGUCUUCUUUACAUUUAGGGGGUUUUAACCUGUAUAUUGUACAUAAAUCUAUUAGCAAAUAGAUAUCAUGUUGUUGUGGGUCUGUUCAGUAUUAGAUCACAAAAUGAUUCAACAUGUCAAAAGGUGGCAAGAACAACAAAAACUAACAUGAGGCACAGCAACGAUUUUUGUGAUGAUCUAUGUAUCUGAUGAUAAAGCGAAUCUAAGUCCCUUUGGUGAAAUAGAACUGUAGAUAGAUAGUAAGAUGAUUUUUAUUUAAUAAAUCAAUUAAUUCAUCGGUGUUUGUCCUCAUUAAAUCUUUCCAGGGCUGUGUGAAUAUGUUAUGAGCCACUAUUAGCCUAAGAGUGAGAAAAUCAUGUCACAACAGGCGAGUGAAAGGGAAUCAAAGCCUGAAAAACUUAUUGAUACUAUCAGGCAUAAAAUAGAGAAAAAUGAACAGUUCUUUUCCUUGGAGUUUUAUCCACCAAAGACCUUCAAUGGAGCAACCAACCUCAUGGCAAUACUUGGAAGAUUACAUGAACAGUGUACUCCUCUCUUUUGUGACAUCACUUGGAAACCAUCUCAAGACCCUAUGUCAGACAAGUGUCAGUCAGAGCCUAGCACACUGUUAGUUUCUGCGGCAAUGAUUGAUGUAUAUGGACAAAAUAUUAUGAUUCACAUCCCAUCAGGAAACACAACAAGAAGUCAGGUGUUGGAGCAUCUUAAUCGAGCUAAAAAUCUUGGUAUUAAAAGUGUUCUUGCAGUGAGAGGAGGUACUGCUUGAAUUUUAUGUGAGUCAUUUUAUGUUGGCCAGGGCUUCCUCUGGUAUCUGUAACAUGAUGUGACCAUACGUAUUACCAUAAGUAUUGCAAUAGACUGGCAUAAGAUGCCACUACCUCCUGAGGCUAGACCCCACUCCCCUAUAAUUUCAUCAGGCUUCCCUGACAAUUCCCUCAUUCCCAUUGAUACUCCUGGAUGGUGAUAGCCACUGUGAGAGUGAAGUGUCUUUGAUACAACACAAUGACCAGGCUGGGUCUUGGACCUGGAUCUCGAGAACCUGAACCCCAGUGAGCUAACUUUUGGUCAGCCAGUCUCAACAAGUGAUUAACAUGUUAAUUCUCCUGAUAACAUCCAUACAUGAUCCAGCAUACAGGUAAUGAGAAUACUCAAACUUAUUAGGUAGAAGUUGUAAUCUUGAUCUAACACCAAAUUCUCAUAACUUAUUUGCAAGGAAAUGUUUAGCAGCUGGAGGGGAGAAUUAACAAUCAGAUCUUGGUGUUAAAAGGGUUAACAGCUGAGUAACCACCAUUAAUUGAUUACUCUAGGGAGAUUCAGUAACAGUGCAGAUUUAUUGAGUUACUGAUCAAAACUUGAGAAAACUUUCACCUUUUGUCUAGCAGAUGAAAGCUAUGGUAAAGACAUGACACCAAAAGAAGAUGGAUUCGACUACACUGUGGACCUGGUUAAAUUUAUCAAAAGUGAAUUUGGAGACCACUUCACAAUAGGAGUGGUAGGUAUGUAAAACCUUAGUGGGUAUUCUUCUCUUCUUCUUUGACAAUUGUAUUCAAAUUGCUAUGUUUAUACAUGAGUUAGUAUCUUCAAUCUGCAGGUAUGAGACUCCUGAGUAGUGAGUAAGAAUUGGCACUCUUGGCGUUAGCCAGGAUUAUACACACCUUAUCCGAAAGUUUUACUUAUAAUACUAGCAAGUAUUUUGCGAGCUGUGCAGUAUUUUUCUUUGCUCUGAAGGGGAGAAGAAAAAUAUGAGCAAUGAGAACAAACUAUUUGCUCGUAACUUAUGUUAAAUCAUUGCAUGAGGGAUUUGGUUUUACGUGGGAUGCCUGUCGCAGACCACGCUAAAAAAUGGGAUUGAGUAUCAGCGUUGUGAGAUUUGGAAAUUAGCCACCUGCUUGUUAGCCACGUGCAUGUGCCUCUCAUUGAAGUUGAGGCCUAUUGGCUGGAGUUAAAACUCUGAUGGUUGACCGCGCAUCAUACCCCGUGUCAAUGACUUUUUUUGUCUUUUUUUUUUUUUUCGGUUUCAUUCCUGUUCCUCGAAGAAAAUUAGUUAUUUUUCGCGUUAAACCCGGGUGACUGUACAUAACGACCAACGCAUCUCUCGUUAACGCCAUCGAAUAUGGCCUGCGUAGAAAACAAAGCUAAAGCCAUUGAAGUGUUUUUAUGGCUAACCAAAAAAAAAUCUGAUGCGCUUAAAAGUUUGUUGCGUAACCCUUUAAGCCCCGAUAUUGACAUGUAUAUUCUCGUCACUGUUCCCCAUAUGUUUCUUAUUUUACUGAUCGAGAGAAUUUGUUCAAACAUCAAGACAUUUCAUUUUUGGUAAUCAUUUCAUUCAUUCUCAUGAUCCGUACAUUUGACCGGGCUGUGAUAUUGUUAAGAGAAAUUAGAUGCUGGUCACCAUUGGGGCUGCCCGGGUCUCUUGAAGACAUGCGCACUGUUUUCAGAGGCAUGCAGCUAUCCAGGUGCCCUAAGAUGGUAUUUUUCGAGCCUACCAACCACUUCAUCGACAUCAGUUUCCUGUAUCAUAUCAUCCCAGUUUUCCUUCGCCAACGCGAUAUACAGAUCACGCUUUCUAUGAGCCCUUUGGUCACGCACGUAUACUUUUACGGCGGAUAGGUGGAAGCUUUAUACCGGGUGGUAAAAUAACUCCCAUGUGAUCCGUCUUGGAGAGCAUGUGAAAGGGAUAGCACUUGAAAAGAGAUCCGUGCGGUUCGUGAAACAGUUGUCCAAACAAGAAUUCCCCUGGUGGGGAAAUUAACCAGAGCAUUCCAACCAGACAUUUCUUCAAGCGUUUGAUAUCCAGUUUGUUGACAUCGCCACCGCACAACACACAACUGUUUGUGGAUGUUUGUCUAGUAUAUUAUCCACGGUAUUUACAAGAUGAUUCAUUAGAUCGAUCUCUGCAUAAUUAAAUUUUGGGGGAUGAUAAAUUCCACAUAUUACAAAUCGAUGUCCCUUGGGAAGUCGCAGAGUUAUACAAAUUAAUUCAUAAAGACUAGAGCGGUAAACAUCCCUACUGCAAGAUUGUUCCUGAUGUAUAUAGCAAUCCCACCCUUAUUGCGCAUAUCUCUGCCAUAUUCCAAUUUCUGUCUCUACGAAAGAUGGAAUAGUUCUCAAUAUUUACAAUCGCAUCCGGUUGUGCCGGUUUGAGGUGUGUUUCCGAUACGACACAAACAUCAAUAUCUUUAGAUCGCAAGUCAGCCUCAAGUCCAACCGCCGCACGCACUUUGUUCUUAGUUUUGCGAGACUGCAAAUAUUGAUGAACAUACACUUGGGAACGGCAAACCCGAGCAAUCGGUAGAUGAUUUAGUAGGCUCUCGAGGAAUAGCUGUAAGAUAUCUGUUCUUAGCGGGAUCUUGGAAGCGAUAAGGUCUAGCAAACCGCCGGGUUUAACAACUUCAAUGGGUCGACAUCUGUCGGAGUGUUGCGAUGCAGAGAUAUUUUUAGUAAUUUUCCCCAAUCUUCGUAAUCCCGGACCUCUGUAUUUCAGAAUUCCCAGGGAUUUAAGGGUAUCGAAAACAUGAGGCGCAGGUCGGCCCGCCGAACGUCUCAGCGAAAGUAGCCUGUCACGAUUGUGAGAGCAAUGGAUUCUGACUGACCCAAUUGUAGGUUGACAAGCAGAGUCCGAGGAGUUGGAGCUCUGUUUUCGUUUACCGUGGUCAUUAUCCACUUCUUCAGGUCCAGGAUGUGGAUGGACAUCCAUAUUAACAGUAAUGUCGAGCACAACAAACUUCUCAGGGGCGGCCAGGAAGACCAUGCCUCGACUGUCCCAUUUCACCAUAGCCCUUCUUACCCGGAGAUUUCGAGACCGUGAUGCGCUUAAAAUUUUGUUGCGUAACCCUUCAAGCCCCGAUAUUGACAUGUAUAUUCUUGUCACUGUUCCCAUAUUUUACUGAUCGAGAGAAUUUGUUCAAACAUCAAGAAUUUCAUCUUUGGUAAUCAUUUCAUUCAUUCUCAUGAUCCGUACAUUUGACCAGGCUGUGAUAUUGUUAAUGGAAAUUAGAUGAUGGUCACUACUGGGGCUUAAAGGGUUGAAAAGUGAAGCUUAAAAAAAUGGAAUAAAACCAAAGUUUAGAUCGUUCAGUGCGGCCAUUUUGUCCUCCACUCUUCCCCCGUAUUUUUGCCCUGUUCUUCAGUGUAAUACUGUGGCAUAUUUUGCGCCUUCUGUCGCCUUAAUAUGGUAAAAAAAAUUAACAGUGGAAACAUUAUGUGAUUUAUAUUCUCAUGUUCUAGGUUAUUUGAUGGCCUCCUCUGACGUUCACAGUUAUGAAGAAGACUUAAAACAUCUUAAAGCCGAGGUUGAUGCCGGUGCAGACCUUAUCAUUACACAAAUGUUCUUUGAAGUUAAAACUUUCCUUAAGUUUGUUGACGAUUGCCAGAGAUAUGGAAUUAAUGUUCCCAUUAUACCAGCCCUUUUUCCAAUACAGGUUUGUAAUAAGUUGUAUUGUUAGAUCACCGUUACGGCCCCGCGCGCGCUUUUAUUGAAAGGCUUUAGACGAAAAAUCCCCGUGCGAGAGCCGCAUGCAAUGGCACGUGCAGGGUCCGAGAAACCUGUCCAGCCUCGCAAGAUGCGAAAUGAAAAAAAAAGAGUGAAGGUUAUACUAUAGAAUGCAUAUCGACUAAGUUGGGUCGGGCCGAAUGGGAAAAUAUUUGGCUCUCGGUCAUGACUAAGCUACGCUCGGUCCGUCCGUCAUGACCUCGAUCCAAAUUUGUUGUCCUCAGGCCCUCCUACUCAGGCAAGUAGUUAGUUUUCAAUAAAUCAGUGUCAAGUUUCGAUUUCCACAUUUUCAAAUCAAUGCAUGGUUAGCCUGUGAGCAGGCCCGCAUAAAUAGUGUUAAGGCACCAGCUCCAGGCGCAAGAACGUUUGAAGCCUCGGUCAGAGCGAGCUGGAGAGGUUCAACUUUGCGAAGGGUCUGGCACUAAUAAUGAGCUAGACCCCGUGCAGACCUCGAAAGACGCACUUCUUACGAGGCCUAUGUAUGACACAACUUUUAGAGUUAUCUUUUUGGUAUUCGACAGAACUUUAACUCAUUGCGGCAACUGAAACGGCAAUCCCGCGUAGAGAUACCACAGUGGCUGUUGGACAAACUGGCUCCAAUGAAAGAUGACACCACUGCUGUCAUGAGUUACGGCAUCAAAUACUCCACAGAAAUGUGUAAACAGCUGUUUGAAAGCGGCCACGUCCAUGGUGUACAUUUCUAUACGUUGAACAGGGAGACCUCCAUCACAGAAAUUCUAGAAAAGAUUGGAAUGUCGCACAAGGAGGACGAACUGGAUUCCGCUUCUAUGCGGAGACUGCCUUGGAUGCCGAGCCCCGCCCAAGCAAGGAGGGGCCAAAUGGAGCUAGUGCGUCCGAUUUUUUGGACCUCAAGACCUCGCAGUUACAUGAUCCGUACUUCAAACUGGGAUGAGUUCCCGAACGGGAGGUGGGGAGAUUCUAGCGCAGCGUCCUUUGGAGAAUUGAAGGAUUAUCAUUUGGUGCUGCUGGGUACAAACAAGAGUAAAGAGGAACUGUUGAACAUGUGGGGACGCGAGUUGAACAGCCCUGAGGACGUGUUUGAAGUGUUUGUGUGCUAUUUGAAUGGAAAUGAAAACAGGCAUGGGUACAAGGUGGGUAUUUCGUGAAAUUCAGCUGUUAACAUGAUAUGUUACUAUUAACUGGUCAAAGAACAACACCAUCUUUCACUUGAAUCACUUGGCUUAAAAAAUCUGCCACUUUUAUUUUUUCCUCAUUGUGCUUUUCAUCUUAUUUAUAUUCAAGUCCGAGCUCCGAGCAUUAUAGUCUCAUUCAUAGACGUUCUUUAGGAUGUAACAAAACGCUCCUUCUUUUAACUUGACAUCCCAAGAGUGGAAUCGGUGGAGACUUGCGGUGGAGACUUUAUGUAGGAUUCCAAGGUUCUUUGACUUUUAUCGGUUGCAGAGUAUCUUAGAUACUUGUUUGAAAGUUUCAGUUUGGACUUUGGGGUCAUUUUUUUUAGAUUACACUAAUAUCUCGCGGAAGGGGGGAGGAGUGCAAAAGCAUAAUUUAUCACUUUGUACUGACUUAGUUUUUCGCAAACAGGCAGAAAGACUGACAGACUGAGAGACAGUCGGAUGGAAAGACAAACCUACAGAUAGACGUAAAAACUGAUAGAGAGGAAGUUAGGCAGACAGACAGCACAGUCGCAAAGAAUCUGAAUUAGAGGGAGUCUGAGUGACAGACACUUAAGUGCUUGUUUUACUUUAAAUCUGAGAAUUGUAGAAAACUUUCCCUCGACGUGCAAACUUCUCUUAUUCCUUAUCCUUUCUGGCAGAGACACAGAUUAAGUAAGCUUCAUAUCCAUUUAACAAGCUUGCUGAUCAGGUUGAACAAAAAAAUAGAGACGCAGAAUGACAGACAUGCCCAAAGAAAUUUAGUUUAGAGACAGAAAUACCCAUUACGAUCUAUGAUAUAUGUGGCGUUAGUGAGUAUUGGGUAUUGCCUUCAUCUCGUCACUUAUAUCCUGAAUUUCGCUCUUCUUCUUCUUUCUUAUCAGGUAAAGGAACUACCAUGGAAUCAGGAUGAACUAGCAGCAGAAACAUUGCCUUUUGUCGAUAAACUCGCCCAUAUCAACAGACACGGAAUACUCACGAUCAACAGCCAGCCAAACGUGAAUGGUGCACCUUCCACAGACCCCGUGUCGGGAUGGGGGCGUCCGGGCGGAUACGUAUUUCAAAAGGUGAACUUUGCCUGAUUUGUUUUAGCCAAAUGAAUCAAGUCUAUCACGACCGAACUCAAUUGUCUUGUUACCAACAUUAAUGUGGGGGAGGGGGGGGAAAGGGGGGAAAUGGUUCAACAGUUUUGACAUGGAUUGUUGUUUUACUUUUAAACAAGCUUCUAAUUUCUCCUUACAAUAUCACCCUAGAAUCAAACAUAAAGGUCUUGAGAAUAAAGGAACUGAUCACCAAUUAAAGAAGCCCUUGAUUGUUACACAAAUUCUUCUUGUCAGCACCGUAUGAAAUGUAUGGAGAACAGAAUGGAGAAUGUGCAUACUGAUGUUAGGACGUGGAGGGUUUAAUGAAACCCGUGCGAAGGUUUUCUAAAUGGUAUAUGUAUUCAUGUUCCUACAGGCUUAUUUGGAGUUCUUUACCAGUGAAGAAAUAGCAAUGUGCCUUCAUGAAGUCCUUCAAGACUAUCCUACCGUUAAUUAUCACAUCGUGAACUUCUCGGUGAGUAAUUUUAAAUCUUUGUUUUGUUGUUGAGCAGUUUUAAACCAGAAUCCAAGUUAUCACGGCUACCAAUGAGAAGACGUGCAUCAUCAUUAACCAAUGAGAACCCAGAGUAAAAACAGGCAACCUGCUUAAAGCGCGGGAAAACCUGGGUGACCAAAUUAGGAUUGGUUUUAGUUUUGCAUUUGAUUGGUAGAGAUGGUGGUGCGAGUUUCCAUGACCAAUCGCAGAGCGAAGUAAAGCAAAUCCAAAGAAAUCCAGGGUCAGUUUCGAUACUUAAAUAAAAACUGCUUUUUUAGUCAACCUUUACAAUCUCCGAUGAAGGUUUUUUGCGUAGUAGUUUAGAGGUUCAGACGAGCUGCGCUCGGUGCUUAAACGCAAAUGGGAGAUACUAUCGAAGACGAACCGGUUAAAAAGAGAGUCAAGUUCCCCAAAACCCUUCCAGAAAUGUUUUUUCGUAUUUUUAUGAUUCAAAGAGAACGACUUUGUCGCGUGUCUAACGCCAGUAACUGUCACUGUCACGUAAUUUAAUCUCAGGGAAAGGAAGACGUGACAAAUGCGAAUGUGUACUCUUCCAAUGCUGUUACUUGGGGCGUGUUUCCAGGAUCAGAGAUUCUUCAACCGACUGUAGUGGAUCCUAUUGCUUUCCAGUUUUGGAAGGUAAGGGUUUGACGCUUAAGGUGUUAGAAACCUGGACGAAACGAGAAUACAUUUUAGCUUAUAAGAGUGCACCUAGAUCGAGUAGAACGCCUUCACAACGGCCAAUCAACAGAAAGGAAAAGACCCUGAAGAACCAAUGAGAACCCUGAGCGCGGGAAAACGCGGGCGACCAAAUCGUGAUUGGUUUAAGUUUUGCAUCUGAUUGGUUGAGAGAGUGGAGCGAGUUUUCUGGACCAAUCACAGAGAGAAAUAAGCAAACACAAAGCAAUCCCGCGUAACACUCAACAUUCGAAUGAAAAUUGCUUUAUCGUAAAGCUAAAAUCGAGGUUGGUGCGAUGGCAAAUCAGAAUUAAGGAAAAUGGCACAAGGAACCAAUGAGAUCUCAGCAAAGUGUACACGCGCAAAGUACCUUGAGGGCGGGAAAUCGCGUGAUUAGCGAAAGGAUUGGCUGAAGUUUUUCCAGACCUGUCGCAGAGCAGGUAAAGGCCGCUCUUGCACAUGCGUCUAUAGGGCAAGAUUAUUUUCACAAGAGUCCCUCUCUUUGUCAUGAUCUGUCAGUGUUCUUUAUCGCUUUAUUUUUUUACCAUUUUUAGGACGAGGCGUUUGCUCUCUGGAAGCAUCAGUGGGGACAUAUUUAUCCCGAUAAAUCUCGUUCACGUGGGAUAAUCGACACCAUUCAUGAUACUUAUUACCUUAUUAACCUGGUUGACAAUGAUUAUGUGGCUGGAAAUAUCUUAUUUGAUAUUCUGGACAUCGUGUUGAAAAAACUGGGCAAAAUAUGAUGUACUGCUGUACACUGGUGGGAUCGCAAAAUUAGUACGAUUUGUCGUUUUUGCCUUGUUCAAUAGCAAGAUGAGGUUGUUGGGAAGUUCUUUUUUUUCAUGAUUAUGAUGCAAUGACAUAUGAUCGACGUUUGACGCCAAAAUUUAUAAACCUCUUACUAACCGAGUUCGAGGUCUGUACUCUAAGUUACGGACCACGUCACACGCGGGUCAUAAAAUCCGAGCGGAAAG